Strongylocentrotus purpuratus (purple sea urchin) is the source of this 952-nucleotide messenger RNA. RefSeq lists its product as uncharacterized. The record is from RefSeq and is a predicted model, not a curated record. The transcript is spliced from 6 exons. NCBI's taxonomy places the organism in Eukaryota, Metazoa, Echinodermata, Echinoidea, Camarodonta, Strongylocentrotidae. The coding region runs from base 407 to 952 and encodes 181 amino acids.
GGAGGGAUUCGUUUCCAAAAAUUGACUGAGACUUGAGUAAGACUAAUUCAUGCUCGCGAAGGUUUCCUAUGAAACCAGUGGUGAUAUGAUGCUGUGAAACCUGAAGGACACGGGGGCAUAACAAUCCCCUAAACGGAUCGAGGCUUACUCUAACUUUAAAACACUCCUAUUGGAGCACCGGCCUGCAGCCCCCAUGGGUUCGAUUCAUUUAACACAAUUUGGAAGAUCGGCGAACCAGCUCCGAAGCAGAAAUAGAUUCAGCCCGGACAUACAGCAUAUAUCCUUCUGAAUUUGGACUAUGUAUGAUAUUUGUUGAUGUCAUGGACAGACGUUUUUAAUAAUCUUCGAUUAGUGUGCAAUCGGAUCAAUAACUCAGAUAUCAAGUUACCCAUUGAAGCUUUGCAAAAUGGCGGAUCGCCUGCGUGAGGCGGCCACCCAAAGCAUCAGACGGGGCAACGACGGGGUGCUACGGGCAUCACAGGGGCUGGUAGACUCGGCAUGGUCGUUAUAUAGAGAGCUACAGGCCGCUCUGCCCGAGUUCGCCACAUCCCUGGAAACUAGUCUGCAGAUUCUUGGCCAGAGUAUCAGUGACGGGCAGAGGAACCUUGCUGAAGGGAUCGGUUUAUCACAAGCCUCGCAGGAAAUGUUGGAACAACUCUCACCCAUCUUAUGUGACGUCGGCAGGCAUAUCUUCACCAUGGCAACGAGCGAUUCCAGUCUGGAAAGCUUUUUACUUCCGGAUAACACCGUAUCCAUCCGGGUGAAAACAAGGUUGAACGAACUUAAUCAAGUCGCCAAGGAAUUAUCAGCCGAACUAUCAACAAACGACAGACGAAGAACAAACACAAGAUUAUCGCACGUACAAACAGAGGAAGUGAAGAACUUCUGGGAAAUGAUUUUCGAUGACAAAGAAGGGAUAAAGUUAAUACCGUCUCAGAACUUAAAUUUGUAA